AUGCACUUGACACGAGUGCUUCAGUAUUUUAAAAAGAGACCCAAGUGGCCAGGAUUAGUCAGAGCAGGCAAAAAAAGACUUUUACCAGUAGUAUCCCCAACACAGAAAGCUAAUGCUAUCAGAGCCUUCAUUAGAGAAGAAACUAAUGUAAAAAUUCUACAGAAUCCUUAUUUAACAAUGGAGGAGGAACAUGGUUACAUGAAAGAAUUAGGAAAACCCCAUGAGAAGUUUCAAAAAAUGAUGGAGGAAAAGAAACAAAAGAAAUGGCCAAAGGAUGUUUCAAUGAAAGACUAUUUAGAACAUUUAAAUGUGACAAAGAGCUGGGAGUGAUAAUCUUUUAUAUUGUAUUUAGUGUGUACAGUAUUUGAUUUUUAUGAAUACUGUAUAAAUUUGUAAAUUAAAGAUGUAACUGUAAA
Molecule: messenger RNA, 416 nt
Organism: Saccostrea echinata
Lineage: Eukaryota; Metazoa; Mollusca; Bivalvia; Ostreida; Ostreidae
Product: large ribosomal subunit protein mL63-like
Exons: 3
Coding region: 1-330 (109 amino acids)
Biological process (GO): mitochondrial translation
Cellular component (GO): mitochondrial ribosome
Molecular function (GO): structural constituent of ribosome
Source: RefSeq, a predicted model, not a curated record